Colletotrichum phormii is the source of this 822-nucleotide messenger RNA. RefSeq names its product phosphatidylethanolamine-binding protein. The transcript is spliced from 3 exons. The coding region runs from base 130 to 744 and encodes 204 amino acids. NCBI's taxonomy places the organism in Eukaryota, Fungi, Ascomycota, Sordariomycetes, Glomerellales, Glomerellaceae. The record is from RefSeq and is a predicted model, not a curated record.
AGUCCCCCUCCCCGUCUCAUCUCAUCUGUCGUCGUCACUAUAGCCACGAUUUUGAACCACAACACAAGUAGCUAUUAAUCAAUCAACCUUCGUUUUACUACGCACCAUAGGAAUCUCACAGCCGCCAGAAUGAGUACGUACGUCGAAGUCACUCUGAGUUGGCUCCUCAAGAACUCCCGCGCCCACGACGCCAAGUCCUUUUACACGUCCCCCGCCUUCGCCUCUCACACAGAACAGACCAUCACCGUCACAUCGCCAGACUGCGGUGCAUCUCCGGCUACCUUAGGCCCGGAGUACAUCACAGAGGGCGGCGGCCGUAUCCCCGCGCUCUCAUGGUCCGCGCCGCUGGACCUCGAGUCAAAGGUGAAGGAAUGGCUCAUCGUCGUUGAGGAUCCGGAUGCGCCGCUGCCGACGCCCAUCUGCCAUGGCGUCUAUGGCGGAAUCGCGCCUGAAAAGAAACAGGUGAACCCAAAAGACUUUGAGAUUGAAGACGAGAGCAAAUCUCUCUUGAAAGGAGGUUUCCAUUGGGGCAAGGGACGUAGGGAGGGCGUGUAUGUUCCUCCACGGCCUCUCAUGAAUCACGGCACCCACAGAUACUUCUUCCAAGUUGUGGCUCUGAGCGAGCCGUUGGACAAGACGAUGCUGGAAGCUCGGGCUACGAAGGAACAGGUCGCCGAAGCCAUUCAGGGCAAGGUUCUAGGUUGGGGAAUGUGGGUUGGAAGCUGUGAGAGGAAGUGGACAUGAUGUUGAAGAUGAAAAUUUCUAAUGUUUGGUGCCAUCUCUACGAUGAUUAUGAAGUGUCUCAUGGGGUACAUUCAGAUA